Linderina pennispora is the source of this 921-nucleotide messenger RNA. RefSeq names its product short-chain dehydrogenase/reductase SDR. Bases 43 to 921 code for a protein of 292 amino acids. The transcript has a single exon. The record is from RefSeq and is a predicted model, not a curated record. Lineage: Eukaryota; Fungi; Kickxellomycota; Kickxellomycetes; Kickxellales; Kickxellaceae. Gene Ontology annotation, cellular component: mitochondrion.
AUUUUUUCUAACUUGCACUACUCAGCUCCCCGUUUUUGUACUAUGAGCCUCAAAGACACCGUUGUUUUCAUCACUGGCGGCUCGCGCGGAAUCGGCGAGGCUAUUGCUAUCCGUCUCGCCAAGGAGGGCGCCAGCAUCGCCAUUGCUGCCAAAACUGCCGACCCGCACUCGACGCUUCCGGGCACCAUCUACACCGCUGCCAAGGCUAUCGAGGCCGCCGGCGGCAAGGCACUGCCGGUGCAGUGCGAUAUCCGCGACGAGCAGCAGGUCAAGGCGGCGCUAGCGAAGACGGUUGAGACCUUUGGCCACCUGGACGUGGUGAUCAACAAUGCCUCAGCGAUCUAUCUGAAGAGCACGCUGGAGACCGAGGCGAAGCGCUACGACCUGAUGCACAACAUCAACGGGCGCGGCACCUGGCUGGUGACCAAGCUGGCGCUACCGUAUCUGAUCAAGUCGAAGAACCCGCGUGUGCUGACGAUGAGCCCGCCACUGGACCUGAGCCAGAAGUGGUUCGAGAAGAACCCGGCAUACACGGUCGCCAAGUACAACAUGUCCCUGUAUGUGCUGGGCCACUCGGCCGAGUUCGCCAAAUACGGCAUCGCGGUCAAUGGCCUGUGGCCAUACACAACCAUUGGGACUGCGGCGUUGAACAUGAUCGACGAAGCCAAGGGCCAGCCCGACCUGCGCACGCCCGAGAUCAUGGCAGACGCCGCACUGGAGAUCCUGAAGAAGCCAGUGUCGUUCACCGGCAACCUGUGCAUUGACGAGAUUGUCCUGCGCGAGGCCGGUGUCACUGACAUGGGCAAGUACGCGACCACACCCGGAACCAAGGACGAGGAUCUCCGGCCAGACAUCUUCAUUGGAGAGCCAGACCACGCUCGCUUGCGUCUGCUUCGCAUCCAGCACAAGGCAAGGCUGUAA